Sodiomyces alkalinus F11 is the source of this 1642-nucleotide messenger RNA. Its product is annotated as phosphoglycerate kinase. The record is from RefSeq and is a predicted model, not a curated record. Gene Ontology annotation, cellular component: cytosol. The transcript is spliced from 3 exons. Gene Ontology annotation, biological process: gluconeogenesis; glycolytic process. Bases 42 to 1295 code for a protein of 417 amino acids. NCBI's taxonomy places the organism in Eukaryota, Fungi, Ascomycota, Sordariomycetes, Glomerellales, Plectosphaerellaceae. Gene Ontology annotation, molecular function: ADP binding; phosphoglycerate kinase activity; ATP binding.
GUCCUUUACGCCAGAAGAUACCCCGCCCCUCUUCAUCCAAAAUGUCUCUCGCCAACAAGCUCUCCAUUACCGACGUCGAUCUCAAGGACAAGCGCGUCCUGAUUCGGGUCGACUUCAACGUCCCCCUCGAUGCCGAAAAGAAGAUCACCAACAACCAGCGCAUUGUCGGUGCUCUUCCCACCAUCAAGUACGCCAUCGAGAAUGGCGCCAAGGCCGUCAUCCUCAUGUCCCACCUGGGCCGCCCCGAUGGCAAGGUGAACGAGAAGUACAGCCUCAAGCCCGUCGUCCCCGAGCUGGAGAAGUUGCUGGGCAAGUCGGUCAUUUUCGCCCCCGAUUGCGUCGGCCCGGAGGUUGAGGAGAUCGUCAACAAGGCCGAGGGCGGCCAGGUCGUCCUGCUGGAGAACCUGCGCUUCCACGCCGAGGAGGAGGGUUCCUCCAAGGAUAAGGAUGGCAACAAGGUCAAGGCCGACAAGGCCAAGGUCGAGGACUUCCGCAAGGGUCUGACCGCUCUCGGCGACAUCUACGUCAACGAUGCUUUCGGCACUGCGCACCGCGCCCACUCGUCCAUGGUCGGUGUCGAGUUGCCGCAGAAGGCGGCCGGUUUCCUCAUGAAGAAGGAGCUCGACUACUUUGCCAAGGCUCUCGAGAACCCCCAGCGUCCUUUCCUGGCCAUCCUGGGCGGCGCCAAGGUCUCGGACAAGAUCCAGCUCAUCGACAACCUCCUCGACAAGGUCAACACGCUCAUCAUCUGCGGCGGCAUGUCCUUCACAUUCAAGAAGACGCUCUAUGGCGUCUCCAUCGGCGACUCGCUCUUCGAUGAGAACGGCGCCAAGACGGUCGGCAAGCUGAUGGAGAAGGCCAAGGCCAACAACGUCAAGGUGGUCCUGCCCGUGGACUACAUCACGGCCGACAAGUUCGACAAGGACGCCAAGACGAGCUUCGCCACGGACGAGUCGGGCAUCCCCGACGGCUGGAUGGGCCUCGACUGCGGAGCCAAGAGCAUCGAGCUCUACAAGGAGGCCAUCCAGGAGGCCAAGACCAUCCUGUGGAACGGCCCGGCCGGCGUCUUCGAGUUUGACAAGUUCGCCAACGGCACCAAGGCCACGCUUGACGCCGCCGUGGCGGCUUCGGAGGAGGGCAAGAUUGUCAUCAUUGGUGGCGGUGACACGGCCACCGUUGCCGCCAAGUACGGUGUCGAGGAUAAGCUCAGCCACGUCUCCACCGGCGGCGGCGCUUCCCUGGAGCUUCUCGAGGGCAAGGCCCUGCCCGGUGUUGUCGCCCUGUCGAGUAAGUAAACAAUUUGGACCUCCUUAGGUGGUAGUCAUGAUCGUGGCCGGGGUCUGAUGAACGAGGGUUCUUCCGCCGACUGUGGAAAAAGAUCGAACCAGACGAAUGGAUGAGACGAGGCCUAGCCUUUGAUGAGAUGGCUUUUCUCCGGCAAACAGUCCGGAUCCUUAAAAUAACGUCACGUAGCUGAAUAAGAUAAUGAAAAGCAAAAAAGAGAGAGAAGAAAAAGGAAGAAAGCCUUGACCAUCACUUCAAGUAGAACAGCACAAACCAGAACUCAUGACUCGUGGGUCUUUACGAGUUAGGUGUUGUAUGUAUGUUUGCCAUUGCAAUAAAGGACAUUGAAUUUCCCUAU